CCUACGUACACAGGUGAUUGCUGGUAUAGCGAAGUUCCAUCAUGUGUGACGAUGAAACCUGCGCCCUCGUGGUAGACAACGGCUCCGGCAUGGUCAAGGCCGGUUUCGCCGGAGACGACGCCCCUAGAUGCGUUUUCCCCUCCAUCGUCGGCCGCCCCCGUCACCAGGGUGUGAUGGUCGGUAUGGGUCAGAAGGACGCCUACGUCGGUGAUGAGGCCCAGAGCAAGAGAGGUAUCCUUACUCUCAAGUACCCCAUCGAACACGGUAUCAUCACCAACUGGGACGACAUGGAGAAGAUCUGGCAUCACACUUUCUACAACGAACUCCGUGUUGCUCCUGAGGAAUCUCCUGUCCUCCUCACUGAGGCUCCCCUCAACCCCAAGGCCAACCGUGAGAAGAUGACCCAGAUCAUGUUCGAGACUUUCAACACACCUGCCAUGUACGUGGCUAUCCAAGCCGUGCUGUCCCUCUACGCCUCUGGUCGUACCACUGGUAUUGUGCUUGACACUGGUGAUGGUGUGACCCACACUGUCCCCAUCUACGAAGGCUAUGCACUUCCUCAUGCUAUCCUUCGUCUCGACUUGGCUGGUCGUGAUCUCACCGCUUACCUGAUGAAGAUCCUAACAGAGAGGGGUUAUUCUUUCACUACAACGGCAGAAAGAGAAAUUGUUAGAGAUGUAAAGGAAAAAUUGUGUUACGUUGCUCUUGAUUUCGAAGGUGAAAUGGCGACAGCUGCAGCUUCCUCUUCUCUAGAGAAAUCGUACGAACUUCCCGACGGUCAAGUCAUCACCAUCGGUAACGAGAGAUUCCGUGCUCCUGAGGCUCUGUUCCAGCCCUCGCUUCUGGGCAUGGAGUCCGUCGGCAUUCAUGAAACUGUAUACAAUUCCAUCAUGAGAUGCGAUAUUGAUAUCAGGAAGGAUCUGUUUGCCAACAACGUCAUGUCUGGAGGUACCACCAUGUACCCUGGUAUCGCUGACCGCAUGCAGAAGGAAAUCACUGCCCUUGCUCCUUCCACCAUCAAGAUCAAGAUCAUUGCUCCUCCUGAGCGUAAAUACUCCGUGUGGAUCGGUGGCUCUAUCCUUUCUUCCUUAUCCACCUUCCAGGCAAUGUGGAUCACCAAGGAAGAAUUCGAUGAAUCUGGUCCAGGUAUCGUCCACCGCAAGUGCUUCUAAAGUUCUUCGAAGUGUAUGUCGUACUGGUAAUAUCUUAAAUGAGUUGUCCCACCAUGUAGAGUCAGCCAAAGAAUAGUGCUGAAGGUAACCGUUAUACGUGCAAGUGAAAAGUAAAAUGGAAUUUCCAUCAAAUAUAUGUUUGCAACAAAUGAAGCACUUGAGCAAAUGUGAAAAGUUCAUCGUUUUUUUCGACAGCAGUAUAUGGCAUUCGAGCAAAAUGUCCAGACGUUUGUGGACUUAACUCGCAUGACACUUCACUUCUUUUGCAGUAAGGAAUGUAAUACACGUGUAAACGGAUGCAUACUUCUCCACUGUUAGGGCGACUGUUACCAGUUAUUUAUUAAUGUAUCUCUUAAACUAUAAUUGUUUGUCCUGAAAGUAAAAAAAGAAAAAAAGAAUUGUUGAUAAAAUA
Molecule: messenger RNA, 1584 nt
Organism: Penaeus chinensis
Lineage: Eukaryota; Metazoa; Arthropoda; Malacostraca; Decapoda; Penaeidae
Product: actin, muscle-like
Exons: 2
Coding region: 42-1172 (376 amino acids)
Source: RefSeq, a predicted model, not a curated record